Corticium candelabrum is the source of this 940-nucleotide messenger RNA. RefSeq lists its product as uncharacterized. Lineage: Eukaryota; Metazoa; Porifera; Homoscleromorpha; Homosclerophorida; Plakinidae. The record is from RefSeq and is a predicted model, not a curated record. Bases 1 to 909 code for a protein of 302 amino acids. The transcript is spliced from 9 exons.
AUGCUAGUAGAGAGUGUAGUGUGUUGGUGUACAUUUUGGAAGGAUGCAUUACUGCGCAUGCCUGUAGAAACCGAGGAAGUGACUGAAUUUGAAUGUGCGUCACGUGUGUGUACAGUGUUGUCGAUGACAGAAGAAACUCCCGGAGGCGGUUAUCUUGCCCGAGGGCAAUAUGUAACGCAAGAGUUCUCUCGUACUCCUUCAAGAAUGGAGGGUCAGACUUCAGUAGAUGUGACUGAGGAAGAUGAUGCCAUUGAAAUGCCUGAAACAAAUGUGCGAUGCCAAUCCGCGAUGGUUCCACCUGUGUGUAUUCCAACAGUUGACAGUCUUUCUCUCGGUUCUUCUUCCUCUUCUCGAAGUACAUCUGUGAUAACAUCUCAUAGUCAAGAAAUUCACUUGCCACAAAAUCUAAGUGAUUGGGAACAAAACGGACUGAAAGAUAACAGCGGGACGUUGCAGGUUGCUACUUUGAAAAGAUUUAAAACUACAGUUGCAUUGCUACCCGAAAUUUCGGUAGUUGAAGUAAUAGGUGACAACACAGAUGAAAUGGUUUCUCAGGGUCUCAAAGUCGUUCCAUCUUCUUGGCUGGUCUCCAAGGCUCAGAGUUUGGACGGUACAGACUCGGAAUGUAUGACGCCUGAAAUGAAGUGGCAAUCCCGAGCAGUUACUUGGAAGAACACCAUAGCAAAGAAUGCUCAGCACGGAAAGGUUCUUGACUGUCAAGAGAUCCGCUCUUGCACAGAGAUUCCCAGGCCACUUCUCACUGAUAUCCUGGAAGAGGCCGUUCCUGUCGUCCAGAAAGCAGCUGAAAUUUACAAACGCGAGCUUGGAGCACGCGAUCCAUUGACAACACAAGCCGUAGAGCACCUGAAGAAGCUGAGACAGCGACUCGACAAGCUGAACAUGCAGUAGACAUGAUCCAUGCGCCAGAAAUAAUAAGUGA